Messenger RNA from Cornus florida, 863 nucleotides. RefSeq lists its product as uncharacterized. The record is from RefSeq and is a predicted model, not a curated record. NCBI's taxonomy places the organism in Eukaryota, Viridiplantae, Streptophyta, Magnoliopsida, Cornales, Cornaceae. The coding region runs from base 178 to 531 and encodes 117 amino acids. The transcript is spliced from 2 exons.
CUAAAAAGAAUAACCGAGUUACUUGUCGGUUCACGGUAAGAUUCUUUUGAUGCUGCCCUUCUAAAACCCUCACGGCCUCCCUCUUUUAUUGGACAAACCCUAACGCCGCGGCCAAAGAGAUUGGACACUGUUGAGAGAUAUAGAGUUGAUCAGAUUCAGAAACACCUAGCAAAAAAAAUGGCGAAGUCUAUGAGAUCGAAGAGAGAGAAGAGGCUGAGAGCAAUAAGGAGAGAGAUUGUGGAACCCUUGUACGAGAAGAAGGAAGCCGCAAAGCUUGCCGCUCAAGAAGCCGCCCUCGCCGCUCCCAAACUACCCGUACGUCAUCACAGCAACGCCACCACCGCCAUGGAAUUGACCGCCACCACCUCCUCCGCCACCAAUACGAAUAUGGAUGUGGAGAUGGAUGAGGACAAUCAGUACACGGGGUCCUUGAAACCUGUUGGCAAAAUAGGGAAGAAGUUGAGAAAGAAAUUUAAGAUGGGUAAAGGGAAGCGUCAUGGCAAGGGCAAGAUCAGGAGGAAGCACAUUUAACUGUGUAUAACUGGCAAUGGUAAUGAUUUCUCCUUUGCACAACUGGCAUCGGCAUCACUGGCUUCAAUGUUGCAUUGUCUGCAAUGUUCUACGUGGUGAGAGCAGCGGUUUAUUGGUUAUGAUAUUAGCAUCUUUCUUUUAAAAUUUUCUUUUUUCUUUAAAUAGUUGAGAUAUGAAUAUUGGAACAGAGUUGUCAUUGUCACUAAAUGCUAAUUAGUAGACUUUAUAAGUAGAAACUUGUUUAUUUGAGUGAAGGUCGUUUUUGCUAUAUUCAUGAACAAAUUAGUAUUUUGUCUUGCUUAUUGAUUGAUAAUCAUUGUUCAUUUUGAUUA